This is a messenger RNA of Saccostrea cuccullata (small rock oyster), 4204 nucleotides long. RefSeq lists its product as uncharacterized. Gene Ontology annotation, cellular component: lysosome. The record is from RefSeq and is a predicted model, not a curated record. The transcript is spliced from 24 exons. NCBI's taxonomy places the organism in Eukaryota, Metazoa, Mollusca, Bivalvia, Ostreida, Ostreidae. Gene Ontology annotation, molecular function: alpha-L-fucosidase activity; copper ion binding; oxidoreductase activity. Bases 1 to 3792 code for a protein of 1263 amino acids. Gene Ontology annotation, biological process: glycoside catabolic process; fucose metabolic process.
AUGUCAGAUUUUACAUACCACAGGCAGUUGUCUAUUUCGUUUUUAAAAUGUGCGUUUCAUUUUUCAAAGAAAUCAACAAAGGAUCUUUCCCGGGAAUUUAAACACCGACCGUGUGGACCUUUAAUUGAGUUCAUCGUACUUUCGUUUUUGUGUUUACAAUUAAGUAAGCCCAAAAAGAAGAUGAAUUUCCUUCUGAACUGCCUUGUGCCAUUAUUAUUUACACUGUCAUUCAUAGACUGUCAAAAAUACAAACCGACUUGGGAGAGCAUAGACUCGCGGCCAUUGCCAGAAUGGUAUGAUGACGCUAAAAUCGGUAUGUUUAUUCACUGGGGCGUCUUUUCUGUGCCUGCGGUCCAUAGCGAGUGGUUCUGGUGGUAUUGGAAGGGACAGCCACAAAAUGACGUAGUGAACUUCAUGAAGAAGUAUUACCCGCCAGAUUUUACUUAUGCAGAUUUUGCCAAGGAGUUUCGAGCGGAGUUUUAUGACCCGAAUAAAUGGCGGGAAAUAAUCCUUGCCUCUGGUGUAAAGUACGUGGUUUUGACAUCAAAACAUAGCGAGGGGUUCAGCAAUUAUCCAACUAAUGUAACGUAUCAGUGGAACUCUAGAGAUGUAGGACCCAAGAGGGACCUUAUGGGUGAAUUACAGAAAGCACUAAAAGGUACAGGCGUGAGAUUUGGAGUAUACCAUGCCAUGAUUGAGUGGUUUAAUCCAAUAUGGCUAGAGGAUCAAAGGAAUAAUUUAACCACUCAAAGAUAUGUUAAGGAUUACAUACAUCCCCAACUUUAUGAAAUAAUUAAUACCUACAAACCUGACAUCUUGUGGAAUGAUGCAGGUUGGCUGGCUCCAAGUUGGUACUGGAAUGCUACCAUAUUUCUAGCCUGGCUGUACAAUGAAAGUCCUGUCAAAGAUUAUAUACUGGUAAAUGAUCGAUGGGGGUCCGAUUGCUUUUGCAAACAUGGUGGAUUUUGGACUUGUUCCGAUCGUUUCCACCCAGGCCAUGUGAUGCCACACAAAUGGGUGAAUGCGAUGACAAUAGACAAAUAUUCCUGGGGUUAUAGAAGAAAUGCUGACUUAUCAAAUUAUAACACUAUAGAGGAAUUGUUGGAGGAAGUCAUUACUACAAUAAGUUUUGGUGGAAACAUACUUAUCAAUGCUGGACCAACAGCUUGGGGGACCUUUGACCCAAUUUUCGAAGAACGUUUCCGACAAUUGGGAUCUUGGCUGAAAGUGAAUGGAGAGGCUAUUUAUAAAACAACCCACUGGAUACACCAGAAUGAUACUCUGUCGAAUAGAGCAUGGUACACGUCAUCGAAAACGGAGAAGAAGACCAUUUAUUGUCUGCUACUAGACUGGCCAGAAAACAACGAACUACUACUUGGAUCCCUGAAGAGUUUUGAAGUCGAUUCUGUUUCAAUGCUUGGGACUGACGCAGAUGUAUAUUUCGUCCAAGAAUCGCAAGGACUCAGGGCGUUAUUUCCUAUGAUAAAUAUUCGUAAAAUGCCUUGCAAGAUUAUCCUAAUAGGGUGCAAUGUUGUGAAACUUUCAACCUCUUGUAAGCAAAGUGUCUGUGAAUUUGAUUGGACGGUUGAUUAUAAAUUCACCAUGAUGUGGUAUAAUAGGACAUCCGAUGAACCAGAAUUUCAGCCCGUUUUAAUGGACCGUCACCAUUAUCUCCGACGACGGUCAACGACGCCAAAUUGUACUGAGACGUACAACGCUGUUACAUUUUCAGAAUUUCAGGAGUUAGUGAGCCCUGGUGAUGGUGAUUACCGAAUGGUGUACGCCAUCAAUGGACGAAUUCCAGGACCGGAGAUAGUAGUAACGGAGGGGGAUACGGUGGUAAUUCGUAUACGAAACCGAUUGAAGGUGGAAGGGUUAACAAUCCACUGGCACGGCCUGUUACACAGGGGAACUCCGUGGAUGGACGGGGCCUCCAUGAUAUCUCAGUGUCCUAUACUGCCAGGCCAGAGUUUUGAAUACAGAUUUAUAGCGGAACCCGUUGGCACACAUUGGUAUCAUGCACAUACAAAUACAAUGAGAAGUGACGGACUAUCAGGGGCAUUUAUAGUGCUGUCGAAACAGCCAGGAAAACCAUCAUAUUCUGCUGAAUUUUUUGCCGUUAUACAAGACUGGACUAAGCGUUCCGCAGCUGAAACGGCCGAAACCUAUAGGAACAGAUUAUUUGGUUUAGAGGAGUAUGACGGGAAAUGUCAGCCAGCCGAGUAUAUGCCGGACGGAGGGGCCUCUAUAUUUGCUUUAAACGUAGGAUUAGUAAAUGGAAGAGGGCGGCCAUCCACUGGGAACUCUGAAUACGAGAAAAAAGCCUUCAUUCCUCUGGAAACUUUCACGGUACAAAGGGGAGGAACCUAUCGCUUCAGAAUGAUCAAUGUUGGAUUUGCAGCACCUUUUAAGAUCUCUUUUGAAGCACAUAUAAUUUCCGUUCUUGCUUUUGAUGGAAAUGAAGUUGAGGAACAAGAAUGUGAUGCUGUAGUAAUAAGUCCCGGCGAGAGUGUAGACAUCAAACUAAAGGCAAACCAGUCUCCAAACAAUUACUACAUCGAUGUAGAAACUCUACCCACUACGUCAAUCUGGGGCCCAAUUGAAGAGCCAAGGAAAACACGUGCUCUUCUCAAUUACCAAGGAAUCAACCCAUAUCAGGAGCCGCCUUCUAUUCCACGUCUCUGUACUGGCCAAAAUCCAUGCUAUGUUGUCAACCAAAUUUAUGGAAUGCCGCCCUUUGAUUCCAAUACGUUGAUUAUACCUCUAACUAGCCUCAAAUCAACCCAGGCAGUAUUAUCUAAAAAUGCAGUUCCUGUUGAAAGUCCCAUAUCCUCACUGCAAGAAUUUUUCCUUCAUUUUCAUAUUUUUCGUGGUCACCCAGCCAUUAAUGGAAUGCGCUUUAUGUACCCUACUUCCGCUUUACAAACUUAUCCUAAAGGCAGCUUCGUCACACCGUGUCAGUCAACACACUGUACAUCUACAUCACAGAACUGCAGAUGUACUCACACACUCAAAUUAGAAAUCUACAAUACCAUCCAAUUUGUAUUCUUCACAAGAGGAAUAAAAGCACCACAUCCAAUACAUUUUCACGGUCAUCAAUUUCAUGUGGUAAAAAUUGGAUAUCCCGAAUAUGACCAAGUAACCGGAAACGCAACUGCGCCGAAUCAAGAUAUAAGAUGCCUAAAUGAUGAUUGCACUGAGGCAACCUGGGCAAAUCCGUCCUGGCGCUAUGGAGUACCCGGUCUGAACUUGAAGAAUCCGCCUCUUAAAGAUACGGUUAACAUACCGUGGGGAGGUUAUGUUGUUGUUAGAAUUACAGCCGAUAAUCCAGGAUAUUGGUUACUUCAUUGUCACCUUGCACACCACCAAUCUCAGGGGAUGACCCUCGUGCUGCAGGAGGGAGACAUAUCGGAUAUGAUAUCAACACCUCCCAAUUUUCCAACCUGCAAUAACUUUCAAAGUUCUCAGGACUUCAUGAAAUCGGCCAUCAAUGAGCAGAAAAAGAUUCUUGCUCGAAAGCGAUAUAAUCGAAACCGCGAGGGAAAUCAAAGAGGAAAAGCUUCAAUCAACGAAAAACAUCCAUUCCAUGCUAGAGGCAUGGAUACAGCGUCUGUGAUGCAAUUUUUAUUGAGUGGAAAGCCAGUGGAUACACGUGCCUCAGGUGCAGCUGCUAGCCGAUACCAACAACCAGGGGUCCAAAAUCUCCCGCCAAACACGGUUACCCCAAAAUCAGGGACGUCAGUUUGUGACACCAGUCCCUGGCUCUGCUUCGGCGGCAGUCCUUUUGGUUAGUCCUCCAAUGUGAUCCUUCAGCCUUUCAAUUCAUUCACUCUUUCUUCAUGUUCUGUCAUUCAAUUCUAUUAUCUUUGCGCAUCAACGCCAUCCUUCAAGAAACAUUGAAUAAACUGCCAUAAGCUUUUCUAUAAACUUACCAGAAUGUAGAACAACUUUAAAAACAGUUAUUUUUUACAUUAUUUGCUAUAAUAGUUUUGACAUGCAUUUAGGUUAGUUUCGAGAAAUAUAACACCAGUUGUUUUUGUCAACAGGGAAUACUCUCUCCCUCAUAGACACCUGAUUCCAGUUUAAGAUUCUUUUUAUCCUCUAUUGUAUGUUUUUGUUAUCGAUCACUGUUCGUAAUCGAUACUUUUUUUCAUGAUAUGCAAAUGUUAAUAUUAAUAUAAAAUAUAUUAAAAAUAAAAAAAGA